AUGUCAUCGUCACUCCUUCGACUCGGACAAGCUCUUCACGGAAACCUCGGGAGAUACGUUGCUGUGAAAGAACUCCAGGACACGACUUGCAAGCAUCUCGAUGACCAUCUCCUAAACGCAUCGAUCAAGCAAUCUCUCAACCGAAAGGAAAUUAAGUAUGUCUCUGGAUGCAUUCUAAAGGCAUUAAGUGUGCUUCAUGACAACGGAUACGUGCAUGCAGAUGUGAAACUUGACAACAUCUUUGUGAAUUACAAGGUGGGCAGCAGCCAUGAAAACCGAUUUGCAGACAUCAAGCGCAGCCGUGUAGACUCCGCGUUAGCAAGGGAGGGAACUCCCGUCGGUGCGCCUAUAUGGAGCAGCCCUGAAGUCAUCAUGCAGACACCCUGGAAUACAGCUACAGAUAUUUGGUCCCUCGGUGCGGUGCUAAUAUGCCUUAUUUAUGGCGGAGACUUCAACAUCUUUCGACCAGCAACCGUGUCGCACGACCAUGAGGAGUAUGGCCUAGAGGUUCUUAAGCAGCAGUUCCGUUACUUUGGUCCAUUCCCAGCAAAAUACCAAGAAAUAGCUGGCCCAAUGACUGUAACAGCCAUUUUGUAUCUUAUGCAGGAAAUCCCACGGUCUAAAACAACUCCCUUUCACCUCAUCACUGAGCGGGAGGUGAGUAAACCAGAUAAAGAGUUUAUUAGCAAGAUUAUGGAGAUGGACUGGAGAGACAGGCCGACGGUGAAGCAGCUGCUCAAGGAUAAAUGGUUUGAUGAUAGCGACAUAUAA
Molecule: messenger RNA, 771 nt
Organism: Microsporum canis CBS 113480
Lineage: Eukaryota; Fungi; Ascomycota; Eurotiomycetes; Onygenales; Arthrodermataceae
Exons: 4
Coding region: 1-771 (256 amino acids)
Biological process (GO): protein phosphorylation
Cellular component (GO): cytoplasm
Molecular function (GO): ATP binding; protein serine/threonine kinase activity
Source: RefSeq, a predicted model, not a curated record